Molecule: messenger RNA, 1794 nt
Organism: Priceomyces carsonii
Lineage: Eukaryota; Fungi; Ascomycota; Pichiomycetes; Serinales; Debaryomycetaceae
Exons: 1
Coding region: 1-1794 (597 amino acids)
Biological process (GO): positive regulation of transcription by RNA polymerase II; meiotic cell cycle
Cellular component (GO): nuclear chromosome
Molecular function (GO): DNA binding; DNA-binding transcription factor activity
Source: RefSeq, a predicted model, not a curated record
AUGGCAAAAAACAAGAAAAGUAAAGAGAAAUCAGGUGAGAAUUCUUACAAUUGGGAUUCAGGUUCGAGAUCUCAAGAUCUGCAAGAUAAUUCCGAUUAUUUGUUAAAAGAUGAUGAGCCGAAGUUUAGCUCUAGAUAUAGUGAUAGUGAAAACUCGACGGAACUAAAACACACCAGAGGCGAUCUUUUUCCUAGCGUCAUCGCUAGUGACCCCGUUAGCAAUGAAAUGUCUGACAGAUUAGACGGCACAGAUAAGAAAAAGGUUGCACCAAGAUCUGGUUUACAGUUCAAAGUCGGGCCAUCUUUUGAAACUACGACUUUAUUUAAGCCAAUUUACCUUAUGCUGACAGAUGAGAAUGUCUUUCCUUUUGUGAACGCAAGGAUUGACCGUGGUUUUGAUUUCAUCAAUGGCGAAUGGAUUGGCUAUAAGAGAAAUUAUUUCACAUUGGUAGCUGCUUUUGAGUUUGAAGACCAAGACAAUAGCAUUUUCUCAAACGAAAAAUUCUAUACAAUUGACGCCGGUAAUCAAAAAGUUAGCAUCAACUGUUUUGCAUUACGUUUGGUCUCCAAAUGCUGCGAAGAUGAUAUGCAGAUCAAUCUAGUACAGCAUACAGCUAAAAGAGAUCGUGGCCCUCAAUUUAAGCCUCCUGUAUAUCCUGCAGUAACUGGGGUUCUACCCAGCCAUCAGGUUAUUAAACAAGCUGCAAAUAUUAGAAAUGAGAGUAAAAUUGAUCAAUUUAACAAACUAUUUUUUCUUGAUAAUGCCGAAAUUUGGAAAACAUCGGAUAAAUCGAUUUUGCAUACAUAUCCUCCGGGGAAAAUUGCAACCGUAGCAAGAUAUGAAAGAAUUCAAUUUUCCACAUCUAUCAACUAUAGAAAGCCAACAAUGGUAAAUAGACAUUUCACAUUACAAGUCGAAUUACUAGGGUUACUCAGUGAUGGGAACUAUACUAUUUUAGCUUCAACAGAGACUCCACCAUUGAUUGUAAGGGGCCGAUCACCAUCGAACUACCAAAUAGCUAAAAUGAAUGCAAGGAAUGUCCUUGAAAAACAAAAAAUAGACCCUAUUUUCAAAUUUCUGUCUAAUAAAAACUAUGGUAACGAGAAUCCGAAAUAUGUACAUGAAGAUGACGAAAAUGAUGACAUUAUUAAUGAUAACAUCUCAAGUGCUGGCAAUAUAGCUCCCGCAAUAGAAAAAAGAUUAAAUCGAUCAUACUCGGGUCAUGGCGAUACGCCUUGCUUUAAUAAUGCUGAGCUAUUGAGACAACCUAAAAAAAGAGGGAGAAAAAAGGGCAGCAAACUGAAAGUUGUGAAAGAAUCUACAGAUCGCGAUCGACUAUCAGGGGUCAAUUUUGCUUUACAUCAUGUACCACAAGAAAGCUCAACACGCUCCGCAUCACUAAAUGAUCGAAGCGAGAGAACACCUAGAAGUUUCAAUGAUAGUGAUGACAGAGAAUCGAACUUUGAAAACUACAUCCACUUUGUGGCGGAAGAUGAGCCUCUUCAGUUGAGCGUCGACUCCCCUUUGAACCAAUUUUCACUUCACAGCGACUACAGCUUAGUCGACUUCAUGGAGCCUGCUGUGCUUGUCAAACGAGCCAAGAAGUCAAAGUCAAAAAGUACUCAUUCCAAGAGAAAGAAGUCAAAUGGAAAGUAUAAACAAGAAAAAUUGCCCCACAAUUCUGAUAAUGGUAGCUCUUCCUUCUUUGGUAUUCAACAGGAUUUAAAUCUGGACACAGAAUUAAGAGGUGAAUACUCUAAUCAUUUAGAUUAUGUUAGCGAAUAUAUUGUUUAG